Molecule: messenger RNA, 2053 nt
Organism: Xenopus tropicalis (tropical clawed frog)
Lineage: Eukaryota; Metazoa; Chordata; Amphibia; Anura; Pipidae
Gene: selenoi2
Product: selenoprotein I2
Exons: 11
Coding region: 177-1343 (388 amino acids)
Biological process (GO): phospholipid biosynthetic process; lipid biosynthetic process
Cellular component (GO): membrane; endoplasmic reticulum membrane
Molecular function (GO): ethanolaminephosphotransferase activity; phosphotransferase activity, for other substituted phosphate groups
Source: RefSeq, a predicted model, not a curated record
UUUCCUUAAUAGAUAAGAUAGCUUAGGAGAGAAUGAAAAACCCAUGCACAUAGGCACACAUUCGCAUUAUAGCUGUUCUUGCCAGUUGCUGCCUAGCUACAGUACCUGCAUCUCUUACCUGGGGGAAAGGAAAACAAGAGCAAACACUAAAUGAAAAGAAGAAUAACAGAACCAUCAUGUUUAACCACCGCUAUAUAACGCCAGAUCAACUUGCUGGUUUUGAUAACUACAAGUACAGUGCUGUGGAUACAAACCCUUUGUCUGUAUAUGUAAUGCAACAUCUGUGGAACAAAGUUGUAAAGGUAGUGCCUCUUUGGAUUGCUCCAAAUUUGCUAACGUUAUCUGGAUUUCUCAUAAUUUUGGUCAAUUAUUUUUUGUUAUGCUUUUUUGACUGGAACUAUACAGCAUCAGGUGUUGGCCAUGAACACAUUCCUAACUGGGUUUGGAUCUCUGCAGCAGUGGGCAACUUUUUGGCUUAUGCACUAGAUUCUAUAGAUGGGAAGCAUGCCAGAAGGACUCAGUCCAGCAGUCCGCUGGGGGAGUUAUUUGACCACGGCUUGGACAGCUGGGCAGCAUCUGUCUUUCCAUUAUCUUUGUUCUCUAUCUUUGGAUGUGAUUCAGGAGAAGCUGGACUCUCCACAAGGACCAUGUAUUCAGUAUCUUGUAUUGUUUUGUUCACCUUUAUGCUCUCACACUGGGAGAAAUACAACACUGGGGUGCUCUUCCUUCCAUGGGCCUAUGAUAUAAGCCAAGUGUCACUGACUUUGGUGUAUAUUUUGACAGCCAUAGUGGGAGUUGAUGCCUAUCACAAACCUUUGUUCCUUAAUUUCUAUAUGACUGAGAUUUUAAUAGCGUUACUUACAGGGUGCAGUCUAUUAAUUGCCUUUCCUCAGACUCUAUACAACAUAUACAAAGCACACCAACAGAAAGCACUGCUGAAGACGUCCCUGUAUGAAGGACUUUUACCAUUAAUUUCCCCUACCCUUCUCUUCACUUUGCUGUCAGUGUGGGUUGCAUUUUCUCCUUGUGGCAUUCUGUCUAAACAGCCCAGAUUAGUUUUAUGGAUGGUUGGUGUAGCAUUCUCUAAUGUUACAUGCCGAGUGAUAAUAUGUCAGAUGAGUAAUACAAGAUCAGAACUGUUCCACUGGCUUCUCUUACCUCUGCUUCUGUUAGUUGGCGCAUCAGUAUCUGGACUACUUGGAAUAAUGGAAGAAAUAGCCUUCCUGGUCUUCACCCUGUUUGUUACAGCAGCACAUGUACAUUAUGGAGUUUGUGUGGGGAGACAACUCAGCCAACACUUCAACAUUUAUGCAUUCUCCCUCAAGAAGCGGGGAGGCAACUGACGGCAGGUUUCAGCACUCAACUGUCUUCCCUGAAGAAGCAGCACGAAGACAAAGUAUUAGGCCUAUCAGUGCCGUGUGCUUGAUCCCACAAGAGCUUAUGGCUCCCAGUAGAUAUAUGCAGUAUAUACACUCAGCUUUGGGCUGUACGGCGUCAUUCUGCACAAUCAGGUUUUUCUAUAGAGAUCAGUGGAAUUUGUUGGAACAUAUUUAGGAGUGGUGCUUGAACAGAGGCAACUGAGGCCUGAGUCUGCUGUUGAGAUGUGCCACGACAUGAAGUGGGCCAGAAACACGUGUAUGUACAUGUGUAUAGUAUGUGCACCUAAUUGUAACAAACCCCAGUUAUUGUGACCUGUUACUUUUCAGUGGAGCAUAUAGCAAAUUCUUCUGUUUCAAAAUCUACACCUGGAUAAAUGCACUAAGGGGGAGAAAUCAGCCCCCUCCUGGUUAAGCUAUACAGAUAACAGUACACAUGACAUUAAACUUUUUCUACAGAAAUAUUUCAGUAUUUAACCAUUUAAGUGUCACAGCCAGCUCCUUUGGUUCUUGCUUUGAGUUGCCAUGUAAACAAAUGUUUGGCACAGAUGAAAGAGACAAAUAAUAUUCUAGCAAUAUGGUCUUUAUAUUAGGGAAUCAUAGCUUCUACCUUAAAGGAGAAGGAAAGUCAAAGUCACUUGGGGGGGCCAAAAUGUUAGGCACCCCCAAGUGACUUC